UGAGGAAGAAAACAAAACUCUAAUCGAGUGUAGGGCGGCAUUAUUUGAUUGCCACUGCCACAUAGAUGUAAGCACUUCUUUGCUAGUAUCCACUUGCUUUUGCAUGUCUAACCUUUCGACCAGUAAUGCUUAUCGUCUUGGUGAUAAAAUGUGCCUAGUGAAGAUAAACAGUGCGAAAUCAGUACAUGAAACUGAAAGUAAAUUAUACAUGGUAGAUUUUCACUGCCCCCAUUUUGUCCAAAAUUGGAUCUUGUUUAAAUGGUAAAGAAAAACGUGAAAGUGUCUGUCAGAAUGAUGUGGUUCUGUCAGUUGCCUUCAAGGUUUUGUUUCUACAUACGCACCAAGCGGCUGGUCCGUGUAGUGGUGCUGUUACUGCUGGUCCUAUUUUACUGUGAGUUUCUCCACUACUACAUUGUUCUGCUGUGGUGCACAUGGCCGCACCUUGCCUCGCCUGCCCACCAACCACUAAGGGUCAUGAUCAUCGGGGACACGCACAUACUCGGCUCUAAUGCACACUGGUUUGAUAAGUUAAGAAGAGAAUGGCAGAUGGUUCGUUCUUUCCAGGCCAGCAUGUUGAUUCAUCGGCCAGAUGUUGUAUUUGUGUUAGGUGAUUUGAUGGACUACGGUACAGAGAGUUCAACACAAGAGUUUCACCACCAUGUGACCCGGUUUAAGGAAAUGUUUGACACUCCCGCACACACCCACAUGGAAGUCAUUGUCGGAAAUCAUGAUAUCGGCUUUCACAAUAUGAUGACACCGAAGAGACAUGACCGAUUUAAAGAGGCGUUUGACACACCUUCCAUCCGAUUAGUCACCAUCCGAGAUGUAAACUUUGUGCUGGUCAAUAGCAUGGCGCUGGAGGGUGAUGGCUGUUCCAUUUGCUCAGAAGCGGAGAGCAAAUUGAGAGAUAUCAAGUGGCAGCUCAAGUGUUCAAAGGGCAAGGAGACAGGGAAGUUUGUGGCAGAUGUUUGUGAGAAGAUUGAGACCUUGAAAUACUCCAAUCCCAUUUUACUACAGCAUUUCCCAAUGUAUAGAACAUCUGACAUUAACUGUUCCACUCCUGAUGCUGCUCCUAAAGAUGAAAGGGAUAUACCAUUUAGAAACAAGAUAGACUGCAUAUCGAAAGAAAGCACUGAUAUGCUGUUUGACUACUUAGACCCACGGCUGGUGAUCAGUGCCCACACCCACCAUGGCUGUUACAGGGUCCACGGUAAUGGUGUCCCGGAGUACACUGUGGCCUCUUAUAACUGGAGGAACAAACAGGGGCCAACAUUCUUUCUUGCAGAGAUUACUUCAAAAGACUUUGUGUUAAAUAGAUGCUACCUUCCUAAUGAGAUUACAGUAUUUGGUAUGUACAUAACUGCAGGAUUUCUGGCCAUAGUGUGCCUCAUAAUACCUCCUGUGAGGCAUAAACCUGUCCUUGUGAAUGGCUUCUCAACAUCCAAUAAGCAACACUGAUGCUAGCCAGAACUCUGGAUGUAUUGGAAUACUUGCUCAAGAUUGAUAAUAAUGUGAUGCAGUUGAAGAACAACUGGAAGGUUUGAUCCAGUUAUUUAAGUUUACUUCUGUUUUUAUUUAUUUUGUGAAAUUAUCAGACUUAAAUGUGUUAUUUUAUGUUUGUUCGUAUUUUUAAUGAAAUAAGUUGAGGAAUUGUUAUGCCCUUGGCAUUGUUGUCAGCGAGCAAAAACUUGCCUCGGCCAUAACUCAAAUAUUUUUGUUCUAAUAUUCAGAUGCAACUUGGUUCACACGUUGCCAAAGACACUAGCACAUGUACAGCAAGGCCCAUUAUAUUGGCUUUAAUAUUUGUUGAGUUUUUGCCCUUUUUGGUCUGAAGCACAUUAGACAAAUAAUGGCAUUCACUGCAGAUACCUCUCUUUUUGUAUCACAUGUGAUCAUUUUAAAAUGAUAUUAAGAUUUGUUAUUUUCUCAAAACGUUCAAUUUGUUCAAAUCUAUUUGAUGCAACAUUGUCUUGAUAGAUGAUCGUAGAUACUUUGUUAUGUAGAACACUUAUUUCACAUAGUGUAUUUGUUAAAGUAUUCUGAUCUUCGAUGAAAACAUACCACAGACUGAACCAAAUAACAUUCCAAAUCCUUUAUCUGAACAAAUCAGUGCUGCAAACCUGAAUCUUUCUAGAAUGUUUAUACUUGUAUAGGAAGUUUAUUUUACCAUAGAUGAUUAAUUGAUUAUAGUUUAACAAAUGUUGUGUUUUCAUAGACUGUGUUCAGUUCAUUUAUUCAGUGUUUUAGUACUGAGGAAAUAUGCCUUAACUUUUUCUGUCAUCAAAGGAUUGCUGUCUCAGCGUGAUUUAUUCUGUAAAUGAUGUGUGUUAAAUUCUAAGCUCACCUGAGCAGUAGGAUGCUAUUUCAUUGAGACUCUUAGGAGCAAUUUUCGAGUCACUCCUAGCAUUUCAGGAUGAAAUGGCCCACAGGGCAAUGUACAUCAGUUUGGUUUUAGUGUACAGUCAAAACCUGUUGGCUCGAUAUCCAUGUGACUGGCUAAAAUACUUCGAGCCAACGCAAAUAUUGAGCCAAGCGGGAAUGCUUAGAUAGAGAAAAAACAAAUCGGUCCUUAACAUCAAUUACAAGGAAAUCGAGCCAAGCAAAAUCGAGCCAACAGGUUACGACUUUAUUAAUAAUGCAAAUGAAAUUCAUCAUUCCUCAGAGCUUAUAAAUUAAUUAGUCAUAUUGGAUGGGAUAGUAAAAUUUAUCUGUCGUUAAGUUUUUUAUUCAUUUUUAGCUCCCAUCGCACAUAGUGCUAAUGGUGAGCUAUUGUGAUCGUCUGUUGUCUGUUGCCAUCAUAGUGAACAAUUCCUUUACAAAGUCUCAAUAAUUUUUAUUUUGGAUUUGCUUUUAAUUGGACAUAAUAGCUUACUGGUGAUAAAUCUUACGAUCCAGUGCUGCCAAAAAUUGAUUUCUUACGAGCACAUGACAUGUUCAUUAUUAGAAGAUAGUUGGUUUAAAAUUUGAAUCACUGCCUAUAUAUAUAUACUCACAUUGAACAUGUUCUUAAAACAUGCAAGCUGAAAGAAUGGUACCAAAUAAGUUUGUUUUAACAGAUUAACCGUAACAGUUUCUUUGUUGCUUUUUUUCAUUUUAUUUCUUUUUAUUCAAUAUGAUUAUUAUAUAUAGACCACCAGAAUAUACAUGUCAAUAGUUUCUGCCAUUUUUUUCUGAAGGCUUGGCGGGAACGACUUAUGGGAUGGUUUAAGUAAUCUUGUCCCCUCCUGACAUCUUAAUUAUUGUUCAAAUUGUUCAUGUUCCUCUAUUCGAAGCUUUUAUUAAAUUGAUGAAUUAAACUUUGUUCACAAUGAACCAUCCAUCGACCAUGGUGUAAAGGCUAUGUCUGAAGAGGGCAUUAUGAAUUACAUAUUUCAGUACACUGUCAUGUGAUAAAGCAUAGAAUUUUGGCAUAAAGUCAUUUCCACUAAGGCAUAAUGAAUAUGCGUUUAUUUUACCAAUGUCUUUUAUCUUGAAAUGAACAUUCUAAUAAAAACAACAUUGCAGUUAUAUUGAGUAAAUCAACUUUUUCACCAGCCUUUUGCAAAACAAUGUACAUC
Messenger RNA from Mya arenaria, 3557 nucleotides. RefSeq names its product metallophosphoesterase 1-like. Gene Ontology annotation, molecular function: hydrolase activity. Bases 259 to 1458 code for a protein of 399 amino acids. The record is from RefSeq and is a predicted model, not a curated record. The transcript has 10 exons. Gene Ontology annotation, biological process: GPI anchor biosynthetic process. NCBI's taxonomy places the organism in Eukaryota, Metazoa, Mollusca, Bivalvia, Myida, Myidae.